Messenger RNA from Peronospora matthiolae, 243 nucleotides. The record is from the annotation of a GenBank genome assembly. Lineage: Eukaryota; Oomycota; Peronosporomycetes; Peronosporales; Peronosporaceae.
AUGGCCGGAGGGAUCGACUUUUGCAAUAUCUGUACUCGCGUUCGGGGAGGUCGUUUUCCGACGGCCCUUCUUCGAACGCAGCGGGUGGGUUUCGUCUUCCUGCUCGACGAGACCCAGGACAUCAACAAUCAGCUGGGCACGAGGCUCCCAGCUGUCCCACGCCGGUGGAUAGCCACGCCAGCGGAAGAGGCAACUCGUCCGGACGCCAUUCACAUCGCGGUGGUUUACGAUACGCUUCACUAG